Molecule: messenger RNA, 1641 nt
Organism: Electrophorus electricus (electric eel)
Lineage: Eukaryota; Metazoa; Chordata; Actinopteri; Gymnotiformes; Gymnotidae
Gene: irf7
Product: interferon regulatory factor 7
Biological process (GO): immune system process; regulation of transcription by RNA polymerase II
Cellular component (GO): nucleus
Molecular function (GO): protein binding; RNA polymerase II cis-regulatory region sequence-specific DNA binding; DNA-binding transcription factor activity, RNA polymerase II-specific
Source: RefSeq, a predicted model, not a curated record
AUAAAUACUGAACUUAGAAGAAGACUUCUGAGAAUGUUUGAAUGUUACAGUGACCUAGCUUAUCAGCAGGUGGUCGUGAACAACAUGUCAGCAGUAUUCAGCAUCGCAAAGCCUCAGUUUGGUCACUGGCUUCUAGAGCAGGUGAAGGGCGGCCAGUACGAGGGACUGUACAUGACCGGCACGCACACAUUCCGAAUCCCAUGGAAGCACAACUCAAGGAAGGACUGCGGCGACAAGGACAACAAAAUAUUCCGAGAAUGGGCAGUAGUUAGUGGUAAGAUCAACGAAUAUCCCAAUGACAAGGCAAAGUGGAAGACCAAUUUCCGAUGCGCGCUCCACAGUCUCAAACAGUUCGAGAUGACAGAGGAUAACUCCAAAGACGAAGAGAAUCCCCAUAAAAUAUAUCGCAUCAUCGGGGCGCAAAACCAGGAGAGUCAGAAUACUAUGUACAACUCGGCAGACGGACAGUUAGAGGCAAUGGAGCAUGAUGACUUGUUAAGUCACUUGGGCACUUUACAUCUCAAUCAACCACAAACAGACGUUCAACCUUGGCCAGUCUAUCCACCGCAAGUUCUGGCAGGUCCAAGCAACAACUUUGCAGCAUCCCUACCUGCUGGCCACCAGCACUGCCUGCAGAAUAACAGCCUGCUUGCAGUACCCGUACUAAUACCGGAGCCCUACACUACAGUGUACCCGCUGGAGAACCUGCCCUGCCCUUAUGAGUUGGACAUCUCAAUUUACUACAGGAGAUCCGAGGUGCUGAGGGAGCGGCGCUUGGCUCCAUGCAUUCAGCUGCACUACCAGUGUGACCAGUCGGAGCUGAGGGGGGAGUCCGUUCCCUUCCCCAGCACAGAGUGCCUAGUGGACCACAAACAGAUCCAGUACACUAAGCGCAUCCUGGACAGCAUUCAGAGAGGUCUGCUGCUGGACGUGAACUUGCUGGGCAUCCACGGCUUCCGCCAGGACAAGUGCAGCGUGUUCGUCAGCACCGCGGACCCGGCCGAGGUCCAGAGGCCGGAGCUGAGGAAGCUGCCGCAGAACUGCAAGGAGCUGCUCUUCAGCUUCGAGAAGUACAUAAAAGAUCUCAUGGAUUUUAAAGAGAACAGGUGUGGACCUCCUAACUACACAAUCUAUUUGUGCUUUGGGGAGAAAUUCCCUGAUGGAAAGCCACUGGAGAAAAAACUAAUUCUUGUAAAGAUUGUGCCUCUGAUCUGCCACGAGCUGUACAAGAGAGCCCAGAUGGAGGGAGCGUCAUCGCUGCAAAACGACAACAUCAGCCUGCAGAUCUCCCACAACAGUCUGUUCGACCUGAUCGAAGCCACCUUCUGUCUGCCUACAGCUGACUGAAGCGCCUAGCACGUCCGCCUUAGCUCUGCACGCUGGCUGCGCAGCUUUCACUGGAAUGAAUGGAUUUUAAAUGAUUGUGUAUAUAAUGUUAGGAUGGGAAAACUGUAACAAUGAUGUAAGAUGUAACAAUUGUGAGUGAAACUUUUGUUUUUCUCAGUCAUGCAUUUAGCUGUCCAUUCAAAGAAAUGCCGUCAUGAAUCUGAACUUGGAAAACUCUAAGCUCUAGCAAAGAGCAUGUUACAAGACUUUUUUCCAGUGAGAAAUAAAGUGAGAAAACUCUAAUUAUUUAAUUUA